Plasmodium relictum is the source of this 4005-nucleotide messenger RNA. RefSeq names its product protein transport protein SEC31, putative (gene SEC31). Gene Ontology annotation, biological process: intracellular protein transport; endoplasmic reticulum to Golgi vesicle-mediated transport; endoplasmic reticulum organization. The record is from RefSeq and is a predicted model, not a curated record. The coding region runs from base 1 to 4005 and encodes 1334 amino acids. The transcript has 4 exons. NCBI's taxonomy places the organism in Eukaryota, Apicomplexa, Aconoidasida, Haemosporida, Plasmodiidae. Gene Ontology annotation, molecular function: structural molecule activity; protein binding. Gene Ontology annotation, cellular component: COPII vesicle coat; endoplasmic reticulum exit site.
AUGGCUUUAAAAAGCAUAAAUAUAAAUGGUAAUUUUGACUGGUGUCCUUUUGAAGAAUAUAAAAAUUACUUAAUAUGUUUUAAUUCUCAUAAUUUGUUAUAUUCUAAUAAUAAUAAUAUAAAUAAUAAUAUAUAUUUAUUAGAUAUCAAUUUGAACAAUGACUCUAGAAAUAUAGAAAUAGUAAAUAAAUUAAAUUUUGAGGAAGCAUUAAAAAUUGAAAAUGAUGGAAACAAUAAUGGUAGUAGUGAGUAUGUUACCUGUUUUGAAUGGAUAAAUAGUAACAAUUUUUUAGAAACAGAACAUGAAGAAGAAUUAAGUAAAGGGAUUAUAGUAGGGGGACUUACAAAUGGAGACAUUGUUUUGUUGAAUCCUCAAAUUUUAUUUGAAAAAAAAAAUAAUGAUUAUGAAAAUUUUAUCUUAAAUAAAGUAAAUGUUCAUGAAAAUUCUAUAAACUGCUUAGAAUUUAAUAGACAUAAAAAUUAUCUAAUUGCAACUGGAGGAAGUGAUGGGCAGUUAUUUAUAACUGAUAUUGAAAAUAUAUAUUCUCCCACAUCAUAUGAUCCAUAUUUAGAAAAAAAUAAUUUACAAAAAAUCAAUUGCUUAAAUUGGAAUAGAAAAGUAUCCCAUAUUUUAGCUACAUCAUCAAAUAAUGGUAAUACAGUUAUAUGGGAUUUAAAAAUAAAAAAAUCAGCAGUUAGUUUUAGAGAUCCCCAUAAUAGAACCAAAACUUCUUCUUUAUGCUGGCUAGCUAAUCAACCAACUCAAAUUUUAGUUUCAUACGAUGAUGAUAGAAAUCCUUGCUUACAAUUAUGGGAUUUGCGGAAUUCAAGUUACCCAAUUAAAGAAAUAAUUGGGCACUCUAAAGGUAUUAAUAAUAUUUGUUUUAGUAAUAUUGAUACAAAUUUGUUAUUAUCAUCAGGUAAGGACAUUACAAAAUGUUGGUAUUUAAAUAAUAAUAAUUUUGAUAUUUUCAAUGAAAUUAACAAUUCUACUAAUAAUAUAUAUUCUAAAUGGUCUCCUUUUAUUCCUGAUAUUUUUGCAUCUUCUACUAAUAUGGAUACUAUACAAAUAAAUUCAAUAAAUAAUGGCAAUAAAAUGACAACUAAAUAUAUUCCUAAUUUUUAUAGAAAAGAAUCUGGUAUAUGCUUUGGGUUUGGAGGAAAGAUAUGUUGUUUUAAUAAUAAUUCUAUUUCAUCUUCCUCUGGAUCUUUUCCUAAUUCUAGUAUCCAAAAUAUACAAAAAAAUAUUCCUAAUAAUGAGGACAAUGAAAUAAACAGAAUGAAAAAUAAAAAAUUUGAAAAUAAAUUUUUAAUUAAAUGUCAUAUUUAUCCAACAGAAAUGGAGUUAAUAUCUGAAGCAGACAACUUUGAGAAAUAUAUCACUAAUGGAAAUUACAUAGAAUUCUGUGAAAGUAAAAUAAUGAAAAGUGAUGAUGAUCAUGAGAAAUUAACAUGGAAAAUUUUACAAUUACUAUGCACUUCUCAAAAAUCAGAAAUAGUUAAAGAAUUAGGAUAUGAUAUAAAUAAUAUUAUUAAAAAAAUUAUGUAUGAUAUAGGAAAACAACCAGGUUUUAUAUUUAAAAAUAUUAUAGAUAAAGAUAUUAAUAAUAAUGACAUAUCUAAUAAUUUGAAUGAAGAUAAUGAUAGAGAUUACAAUAAUAGUACAAGUAGAUCAAAUUUAAUGAACGAUAAUCAUCUUUCUCCUUCCCACUUGAGUGAUAAUAAUCAAAAAAUGAAUGGAUCCUUCGAUGUAGAUCCUGAAAAAUUCUUUAGAGAAUUAGGAGAAAAAACAGAAAAUGAAAAAUCGAAAGAAAAGUUAAGUAUUCAAAACAAUUCAGAAAAUGAGGAUGAUUAUAACAGUAAUUCAAGAGAUGAUCAUUUAGAUAAUAAAAGAACAUCUAGUGAAUGGAAUUCAGGAAUUGAAUCUAUUAUAAAAGAGUGUGUAUUAGUAGGUAAUAUAGAAACAGCUGUAGAACUAUGUUUGCACAAAAAUAGGAUGGCAGAUGCAUUAUUAUUAGCUUCUUUUGGCGGAGAUCAAUUAUGGCAUAAAACUAAAACUAUUUAUAUUAAUAAACAAAAUGAUAAUUUUUUAAGAAAUAUUAAUUAUAUUUUAGAUAACAAAUUAGAUCUUUUAGUUAAUAAUAUUGAUUUAUCAUCUUGGGGAGAAGCUUUAUCUAUUUUAUGCACAUAUGCUAUAAAUAAUCCCAACUUUAAUAACUUAUGUGAAACAUUAGCUAAAAGAUUGCAAAAUGAAAAAUUCGAUAUUCGAGCUGCAUCUAUUUGCUAUUUAUGUGCAUGUAAUUUUUCAGAAACUGUAGAAAUAUGGAAUAACAUGCCUUCAAAAAAAGGUUCUUUAUUAAAUGUUUUACAAGAUUUAGUAGAAAAAAUGACUGUGUUAAAAAUGGUAAUAAAAUUCGAUCAAUAUAAUCCUAUAAUGAAUCAAAAGAUUAACCAGUAUGCUGAAUUAUUAGCUAAUUCAGGAAGGUUAAAGGCAGCGAUGACUUUUUUAUGUUUAAUACAAGAUGAUCAAAGUUUAGAAAGUCUAAUAUUAAGAGAUAGAAUAUUUAACAGUGCCAAUCAUAUAUUAGGUCAGCAAAUUGAUCCACCUAUUUUACCAUUUCAAGUCGUAGAUAUCAAACCAUCUCCAAUAAUUCAAAAUCAAUUAUAUAAUCAGAAUCAGCAACUUAAUCAAAAUCAAUUAUAUAAUCAAAGCUUUCAAUACAAUCAAACUCAAUCUCAGCAAUUUAAACAAAAUUUGCCAAAUAAUCCCAACCAACCAAAGUUGUAUAAUCAACAAAAUAUGCAAAGAAUACCACCACCAAUGCCUAUUUCACAAGUACCACCUCCCCCACAUAUGAAUCAAAACCAGUUAACGUCUACUAAUUAUAAUUCACAAGUUUUAAAUAAUACAGUUAAUAGGUCUUCCUUUUUAACCUCAUCAAAUCAAAAUUUUUCAACAAAUGUAAAUACUGUUCAAUCUCCAAUUAAUACAUCUUCAUAUAUUCCUCCUUCGAAUAUCCCAUCUAAUACAACUCCGAUUAAUACUCCUACAUAUUUACCUCCACCAACAUUUUCAAAUUUUAAUGUAUCACAGAAAGUACAACAAAAUCAAGAAAAACAACAAACACCCAUGUUAAGCCAAUCAUAUACAAAUGUAAAUAAAUCAUUACAAAGUAAUAUACCUUCUUCUAACAUUGUUUCUCCAGUAACACCGGUUGUUCCUCCAUCAAGCACGUUAAAUCAAAUAAAUAAUAGACCUAGUUUUUCAAAUUUUCAAAAUAUUACUCCACCACCUAGAAGUAAUAACCCUCCCAUUUCUCCUUCCUCAAAUUUAACACAAACAAAUAUAAUUCAGCCACAAGAAAACCAGUUUGGUAAAAGAGAAUGCUUCGAUCAACAAACGUUUGAAUCAACUAAUGCAUUAUCUAUUUCUCAUAAUAAUACGCAAAAUAAAAAUUUUCAAAACUCAUUUCAAGAUAAUACAAAUAAAAUGAACUUUCACUUACAAUCAAAUACUUCAUCUUUAUCAGGUACUAAAACAACAUCUCCAAUAGCAGGUGCUUUAACAGUAUCCCCAGGAAUGCCUGUUCCAUGGCCAAUACCUACGACAACUCAACAACUUGGUUCAACGACCCAAUCAACAGCAAACCAAAACAAAAAAAUUCAAACAGCAACUAAAGAGCAAAAUGGGGUAUUAAUGAGUAGGAAUAAUAUUGAAUCUAUUAAAAAAUCUAUAAAUAAUUUAUUAAAUAUUUAUAUUUCACAAGAACCAAUAAAAAAGAAGGCAGAAGAUGUUUCAGCAAAAGUUUAUGAUCUUUAUGAAAAAUUGGAUAACGGUUCAUUUAAUGAACAGAUAAAUGAAAAUAUAAUAAAUUUAUGUAAUUUCAUAAGUGCAAAUGAUUUUAAGACAACUAAUAAAAUAAUAGUAGAUUUAAGCAGAAACCUAUGGGACAGCAGUAAUAAAUCAUGGAUUAUGGGAUUAAAACGUAUUAUACCAAAAUGUUGA